AUGAUGAACUCAAUCAUAUUGCAUUUGUUGGUAGGCAUUGUUGCAGGGUUCGCAUUGGGAUUGGUUCUAGGAAUUGGAGUGGUCUGCUGCCUCGGAAUCCGAAGAAGAAGGUGCAGAAGGAUACAAUCACAGAGGUCCAUCUCAGCGCAGAGAGAAAAAGCACCCAAAUUACCAGUCAAAGGAGUGAGUAACAAUGGCGUUGACUCCAGCAACACCAACACCACUGUCUCUGAGUUCUCCAACUUUGGCCAAGACUCGCCCAGAACUUCGGAGUGGACCAACAUGCCCCUCUGGCUGGAGGGCCUCAGGAGAAAGAGCGUCGUCUCAGCUUGCGGCAUACCCAAGUAUUCUUUCAGAGAUGUACAGAAGGCGACUUAUAAUUUUACGACAGCUAUUGGGCAAGGAGCGUUUGGACCUGUUUACAAGGCCCAAAUGAGCACUGGUGAGACUUUUGCUGUUAAAGUUCUUGCUGCUAAUUCCACGCAAGGCCAAAACGAGUUUUUGGCUGAGGUUCUCUUACUUGGAAGAUUGCACCACAAGAGCCUUGUCAACUUGGUGGGAUAUAUGGCAGAAGUAGGGCAGCAUAUGCUGCUCUACAAGUACAUGAGUAAUGGCAGUCUGUUUUCUCAUUUACAUGGGGAUAAUCGCAAGCCAUUGAGCUGGGAUUUGAGAGUUGACAUAGCUCUUGAUAUUGCAAGGGGAUUGGAAUACCUACACUAUGGGGCUGUUCCUUCUGUUGUGCACCGCGACAUCAAGUCUUCCAACAUACUGUUGGACCGGUCAAUGAGGGCCAGGGUUGCUGAUUUCGGGCUUUCAAGACAAGACAGGAGCAAACUUCGUUCAUCUAAUAUCAGGGGAACAUAUGGAUAUGUUGAUCCCGAGUAUGUGUUGACAAAGACAUAUACUAAGAAAUGCGAUGUUUAUAGUUUUGGAGUGCUGCUGUUCGAAAUUAUUACAGGCAGGAACCCGCAGCAGGGUCUUAUGGAAUAUGUGGAACUUGCAACAAUCGACACAGAGGAUAAACUGGGGUGGCAAGAGAUUGUGGAUUCUCGUCUUGAUGGAAGAUUCAAUGUAGAACAACUCGCUAAUGUUGCUGAUCUUGCUUACAAAUGUGUGAGUGGUCUGUCGAAAAACCGACCUUCCAUGAGGGACAUUGUACAGAGCCUAUCAUGGAUUUUGAUGAUGAAACAUGACACGGAGAACUACAAGCAGACCUCAAACGAUGCAGCUGAAGAAACCUACAUUGAAAUAGAUCUGCUGGACAAUCAGGAUCCUUUCAUUGAACGCUGA
Molecule: messenger RNA, 1290 nt
Organism: Prunus armeniaca (apricot)
Lineage: Eukaryota; Viridiplantae; Streptophyta; Magnoliopsida; Rosales; Rosaceae
Source: the annotation of a GenBank genome assembly